Pochonia chlamydosporia 170 is the source of this 318-nucleotide messenger RNA. RefSeq lists its product as hypothetical. The transcript has a single exon. Bases 1 to 318 code for a protein of 105 amino acids. The record is from RefSeq and is a predicted model, not a curated record. Lineage: Eukaryota; Fungi; Ascomycota; Sordariomycetes; Hypocreales; Clavicipitaceae.
AUGCAAAAUGUGGGUCCGGGAUUGGCUGGCCUUUUCGUUGUUUGCAACCUCAUCACGACUUCAUCUCGGGAUAUCAGAUCGAGCCGCAAAUAUGGGGGCUUGCAGCAGCCACUGAAGACUCAAAAAGGCAGCCGAGCCUCAUUCAAAGACAAUAAGUCGGCUUUCCAUCCGGUUCAUUGUCUUUUGCCUUGUCAAGCGCUCAACUUCGCCAUUCAACUCGGCGCAGCCGCGGGGAGACUUUUUGAUGACAAGAAGACAAAUUGGGUUCUACUCGGCUGUGAAGACAACCGUCUAAGAAACCAUCAUGCCCUAUUCUAG